Molecule: messenger RNA, 3225 nt
Organism: Nerophis lumbriciformis (worm pipefish)
Lineage: Eukaryota; Metazoa; Chordata; Actinopteri; Syngnathiformes; Syngnathidae
Gene: ppp2r3c
Product: protein phosphatase 2, regulatory subunit B'', gamma
Biological process (GO): cortical cytoskeleton organization; B cell homeostasis; regulation of dephosphorylation
Cellular component (GO): centrosome; spindle
Molecular function (GO): calcium ion binding
Source: RefSeq, a predicted model, not a curated record
CGUCUGUACCGUUUAUAUGUUUAUAUUUCUUUAAUCGCAUUAAAAUAAACUACCAUUUAGUUGGUAAUAAGUUAUUAUCACGAGUAACUGUAUUUCAUUAUUAAUUUAUAAUGUAUGGAAAGUUAAAUUGUUGUAAUUAAUUUUUUCACCGAUGGCAUUGUGGCAUACUAUACAAUCGUAAGAUGGCGGCCGAACUCCGCAGGCGCAGAAAUUCGACUAUUCUGUUUACCAACGGGGACAGUUAAACAUAAUUUAAAAAUAUUGUAUACGAUUUAAAACGAGAUCAGUUAUAGUUUUGUUUGAUUUUUUGUGCAAAAUAUACUGUACUUACAUGUCGAUAUGUUUCAUUUCCUCACUUUAUUUUGUAAUAUUUUCAACUUAACCGGAAGCACUAUGGAAAGCAGUUCUUCCCUGCUCAUAUCAACGCACGUUCAAGUACGGCGUUUAUCUGAAUGCCGCUAUCUUACUAGUGUUAGUAAAGAUAUUGUCAAAACAAUACCGAUGUAAUUUUAUAAUCGUUUGGAGGUAAGUAUGGCCAAUGAAUGCCGUACUGACUGGUCGAAUACGUUAAAAAGGAGGUUAGCAAACGCGAACAGAGAUGAGAGGAGCGAAGAAGAAAAGAAAGCCGAAGAAAUUCAGUUAUUUACCAAAUAUUACUCUGAAUGGAAGGGUGGUGGCCACAACAAUAAGUCAUACGAGAGCAUUCCUCGAUUCUACUUCAAGCUACCAACAGAAGAUGAAGUUUUACUCCAGAAGCUGAGAGAAGAAUCCAGAGUUGUCUUUCUGCAGAGGAAAAGCAGCGAGCUGCUAGAUAAUGAGGAACUUCAGAAUCUGUGGUUUCUACUUAAGAACCAGGUGCCUCCGGAGAAUAGUGAAGAGGCCAUGAUCAGCUAUGAAGACUUCCUGCAGGUGGGCGACAUGGCUGGGCCCAAGUGCAAAAACCUAUUCACUGCCAGAGUAUAUGCCAAGCUGCUCCACAACGACCCUUACGGCAGGAUCUCUAUCAUGCAGUUCUUUAACUACGUCAUGAGGAAAGUGUGGCUGCAUCAGACCCGGAUAGGCCUGAGUCUGUAUGAUGUUGCGGGACAGGGCUACCUCCGAGAGUCUGAUCUGGAGAACUACAUUUUGGAGUUAAUCCCCACGCUGCCUCAGCUGGACGAACUAGAUAAGCCCUUUUACUCUUUCUACGUCUGCACUGCAGUUCGCAAGUUUUUCUUCUUCCUUGACCCACUUCGGACAGGAAAGAUUAAAAUCCAAGACAUCUUGGCCUGCAGUUUUCUCGAUGAUUUAUUAGAGUUAAGAGAUGAGGAGUUGUCUAAAGAGAGUCAGGAUUCCAACUGGUUUUCAGCACCUUCAGCUCUCCGAAUGUAUGGCCAGUACCUCAGCCUUGAUAAGGACCACAACGGCAUGUUGAGCAAGGAAGAGCUGUCUCGCUAUGGCACAGCCACGCUUACCUCAGUCUUCCUGGACCGAGUGUUUCAAGAGUGCCUAACUUACGAAGGAGAAAUGGAUUAUAAAACAUAUUUAGACUUUGUGUUGGCCUUGGAAAACAAGAAGGAGCCAGCAGCAUUACAGUAUAUAUUUAAACUUCUGGACAUUGACAAUAAAGGACACCUCAACGUCUUUUCCCUCAACUACUUCUUCAGGGCCAUUCAGGACCAGAUGAAAGUGCACUGUCAAGUCCCUGUCUCAUUCCAGGAUGUCAAGGAUGAGAUCUUUGACAUGGUGAAGCCCAAAGACCCCUAUAAGAUCACACUCCAAGACUUGGUGAACAGUGGCCAGGGCGACACUGUUGCCAGCAUCCUAAUUGACCUCAAUGGCUUCUGGACUUACGAGAACAGAGAGGUGCCGGUCGCCAACGAUAGCGACAGCAGCAGCGCAGGCAGCAUAGAUGACUCCUAAACAAGGUGGACCGAGGGGCAUUUCUGGUUUACACUCCUUAACGAUGCUUUUCACCGUGGUCAAUAUUUGUGGUCCUCUUUGUAUUCUUCUUUUAUGCUGUUCAGAACUACAUUUGUUAAUUGUAUUAAAUACUGUAAAUAUGUUAAUGUCCAAAUAAUAAGCUCCAUCAUCAACACCUUCAAGUUUGAAUGAAGUUAAGGUUUUCUGGUUAUAUGAGAUCUAGUGUUUGGGCACAAUUACAAGUAUCAACAGUUAAGGCUUGUUGGCACAUUGUAUUAUGGAUGAAAACUAUUGAGUUGACAAUAUUUAAAUACUUAUGGCAAUCAUUCUGUCCUAUAAACUUAUAUUUCCAAAGACAUUUAUGUUCAGGGGCAGCACGGUGGUACAGGGGUUAGUGCGUGUGCCUCACAAUACGAAGGUACUUGGUUCGAUCCCGGGCUCGGGAUCUUUCUGUGUGGAGUUUGCAUGUUCACCCCGUGACUGCGUGGGUUCCCUCCGGGUACUCAGGCUUCCUCCCGCAUCCAAAGACAUGCACCUGGGGAUAGGUUGAUUGGUAACACUAAAUUGGCCCUAGUGUGUAAAUGUAAGUGUGAAUGUUUAUCUGUGUUGGCCCUGCGAUGACGUAGUGACUUGUCCAGGGUGUACCCCCCCCUUCCGCCCGAAUGCAGCUGAUAGGCUCCAGCAACCCCGAACGGGACAAGCGGUAGAAAAUGGAUGGAUUCAUGUUCAGUCCUAGUAAGGAGAAACAAUGCAUCAGAUACCAUAUACAAAACUGUGUCUUUAUAAUGUAGGAGUAAAACAGUUGUGUGAACUUUGAGACAACUUAUAAUGUAACUCAGUGGAAUUGUGUGCUUCUUUUUACUCAGGAAAUCAGGUUAAAUAUUAAUUAAAUAUGAUUGAGACAUUUGGUGUGUUGUAUGGCAGACGUCUUAGGCCAUCUCCCUUUAAAGCCUGUGAGGACCUUAUAUCCAUCCAUCCAUCAAUUUUCUACCGCUUAUUCCCUUCGGGGUCGCGGGGGGCGCUUAUAUCAUAAUGUGACAUUUUUACUAUUUUUUUUUUCUAAUGUUUUUAAAUAUUUAAUAAAAUAUUCGUUUGCUCUCAUGUUUUCUGCAGACCGUUUAGGCAACAAUAAAAUUGUUGGGCUUAAAUAUUUGACUAAAAUUAUAUUCCAUUCAUGACUGUAUUACGGUAGCUUAAAGACACGGAAUUUAACCAGUAUGUCGUCUAUUUGCAUGGUGUGCGUGAAUGGACUUAUCGAUGCGUAAUGGUACAAAGUGGAACAUUUAAUAAUUUUUUAUUUACUAAAGGCCUUAGGGUUACCCA